AUGUCGGCCACCAACACGAGUGUUCCUGGUAUAGAUAUGUUUAACUAUAGCACGGAAGAAACUGACAAAUUAUCCAACAUGAUGUCGUCGUUUUCUUCGAUGCAGCAGAUGUUGUCAUUGGUGUCUCCAAACUCAAGUCCCGAGUCGCACAUAGUGUUUACAAAUCCCGGGGAAACAACUGUACCUCUUGAUAUGGUACAAAACGCCCUGGAGGUCUCCCCGGGAGUAGAGCCCCUGGCUAUCCCAUCAGAAAACGACAUCAGCAACAUAUCAUCGCCAUCGUCAUGUUCAGAUAAUGACGGCGUCGGCAUUGACGUUUCCAUACCGUCGACCCUCUCACAACAAAGCAGGCAGUUUUCCAACAAGAAGCCUCCCUAUUCCUACGUUGCUCUCAUCACCAUGGCCGUCGAGAGUUCCACAACAGGCAUGAUGACUCUCAACGACAUCUACAACUACAUCGUCAAGAGAUUUCCCUACUACCAAGACAACCAACGGAGAUGGCAAAACUCCAUCAGACACAACCUCUCCCUCAAUGACUGUUUCGUCAAGGUGCCCCGACCCCCAGGGAAACCAGGCAAGGGUAACCUGUGGGCUCUGCAUCCUUCUUGUGGGGACAUGUUCGGUAACGGCAGUUUCCUUCGUCGUUCCAAACGUUUCAAGUCUGCUCAAAAACAACGCCAGGAUGACACCACUCUUCAUCAGGUCAGUCCGAACGGACAGUUUGGUCUUUACGGGGUUCCGCCCCCCUACCCAGGUUUCAACCCCCUAAGUCUCGGUCCCUUACCCCAAGGACUGACCCAGACUUAUCCUUACACCACAGCAAAUAGGCCUGACCCCAGUCCCUGGACUAUGACAUCUCCUACAGGCUACUCUCCUCCUACAGCUGGCUACUACAACGCCAGCAGCAUCAACAACUCUCUGACCGGCUCCCCUCUCUCCAGCUCUCCUCCGGGAUGCUCGUCCCUGGGUGGGACCUACAUGCCACAGAUGCCAUAUCCUAGUUCUCUCACAGACUUCUCACAUUCAUGUUACCCAGCUCUUUACCAAGCCUUGACAUUUUCGAAGAGCAGUUCAGAUGUUAUCAGCGAUUCAGUAACCAAAGCGGAAAGUGGCUGA
Haliotis rufescens (red abalone) is the source of this 1116-nucleotide messenger RNA. Its product is annotated as protein lin-31-like. Lineage: Eukaryota; Metazoa; Mollusca; Gastropoda; Lepetellida; Haliotidae. The transcript has a single exon. Gene Ontology annotation, molecular function: RNA polymerase II cis-regulatory region sequence-specific DNA binding; DNA-binding transcription factor activity, RNA polymerase II-specific. The coding region runs from base 1 to 1116 and encodes 371 amino acids. Gene Ontology annotation, biological process: cell differentiation; anatomical structure morphogenesis; regulation of transcription by RNA polymerase II. The record is from RefSeq and is a predicted model, not a curated record.